Messenger RNA from Eucalyptus grandis, 1111 nucleotides. Its product is annotated as ACD11 homolog protein-like. Gene Ontology annotation, molecular function: ceramide 1-phosphate binding; ceramide 1-phosphate transfer activity. The record is from RefSeq and is a predicted model, not a curated record. NCBI's taxonomy places the organism in Eukaryota, Viridiplantae, Streptophyta, Magnoliopsida, Myrtales, Myrtaceae. Gene Ontology annotation, biological process: intermembrane lipid transfer; ceramide transport. The transcript has 4 exons. Gene Ontology annotation, cellular component: cytoplasm; cytosol; membrane. Bases 319 to 1020 code for a protein of 233 amino acids.
UCACGUUGUAAAUUUGAAAUAAAGUUUGGGAAGCAUUUGCGCAAUUUUCUAUUAAGCCAGGGAGACCAGAUUCACGGACAGAAGGCAAAAGAAGAGAAGAGAAGAGAAGGGAAGAGCUUUCGUGCAAGACAGGCAUAGGAAAAAACAGAGAGAGGGAGAGAGAGAGAAGUCCAUGCAGGAAGACAGAGUCUCCCCUGGCCUUCGGCAACCCGCACGAGUAGCGACCCCUCCGUGUCCAUCGCCUCCCGUUUCUUGCUCAUAUUUAGGAAACCCUCCAUCCAUCCAUCCAUCCAUCCAUCCAUCCAGCGCACGCAAGCUAUGAUGAAGGGAGAAAAAACAGACGGAGGGAGCCGCCGGGGCGCCGCCUCCCCCCACCUCUGCCCCCCGCCGGAGGCCGCCGGCGCCUGCACGCCCCUCUCGGGGAUCGCGGAGGCGUUCGAGGAGAUGGCCGGCCUCCUCCUGCGGCCGCCCGACGAUGGCCGGAGCGUGGAGCUCCGCUUGGACAAGUUCUGCGACGCCUGCUCCCUGGUCUCUGUUCUCUUCGGUUGCCUCGGCCUCGCCUUCAAGUUCGCCGAGAUGGAGUACGUCGCUAAGGUACGUGAUCUUGUGGAGGCAUCAAAGACACAUCGCACAUUACAAAACAUACUGGAUCUUGACGUUGCAAAUGAUUCAGUGAGAACUCCAGGAAGUCAUACCCGUAAUCUACGUCGAGUUAGGCAGGGUCUUGAUCUCAUCAGAGCUCUAUUUGAGCAGUUUUUGUCUUCUGACGAUUACUCACUAAAGGAUGCGGCUACCACAGCCUAUACACAAGUUUGUGCGCCAUUCCACACUUGGGCAAUCAGGACAGCUGUUUACGCUGGAAUGUAUGCUCUUCCAUACAGGGAUCAACUUUUGCUAAAGCUCAAUGAAACUGAUAAGACGGCCGAGAAGAAGAUGAGAAGGUAUAUCAAGGCCUCAAUCCCAGUUAUACAGUACAUCGAUAAGUUAUACAUAUCCAGGAAUAUUAGCUUGGAUUGGUGAACUGAUAUGCCUCGCUUCAUUCAUGGCGAUAGCUUUGACCGAUCUCUCUUUGUACAGAACAAUACUUUUCAGACAAUUUUGGUGUCUACGA